Penicillium paradoxum is the source of this 1242-nucleotide messenger RNA. RefSeq lists its product as uncharacterized. The transcript has a single exon. The coding region runs from base 1 to 1242 and encodes 413 amino acids. Lineage: Eukaryota; Fungi; Ascomycota; Eurotiomycetes; Eurotiales; Aspergillaceae. The record is from RefSeq and is a predicted model, not a curated record.
AUGUCUACCCUGGUUGCCUUCUUUCUGCGUGUUUGUUUGACUCUCUUAAUAGCACAUAUCGGCCCAGUGCGUGGGGCCCAAGAGAAGAUCGAACGUGAAGUCAACUCAGCUGCACCUCGAAUAGUGGAUAAACCACUGCUCGCAAUUCAAAUUGGAAGCAUUGUGGGUGCCUAUGUGAUCUUCGUCGCUGUCCUCCUAGCUCUACUUAUCUUCGUCGGUCGUCGCCUGCGUCGAACAGUCCAGUCUUCCAACUAUACUCUGCAUAUGGAGAUGCUGAAGCCUGCCAGACCGACUGUCAGCAUUGAUCCCAGUCCAAUUACUCCAUUGUCACACAACCUCCCUAGUCCCAAGUCAAGUGGGUUCAAGUCCUGGGGCUCAUUGAACAGGAGUGCCAGACCUUCCCAGCCAUCCGUCAACGGCAGCAUGUUGACCAUCGACGAGUCCAUCGUUGCAAACGACCGACAACGAGCCCAGCAUGAUAUGGAGAUGCUCUAUGCUGCGGUCAUGGAACACGACGCCCAAAAGGCCUCGGGGAUUGAUCUGUCCGUUCGGGAACGGGAAUCCCAUUCCCAAUCCCACUCACCGGACAGUCAACUCACAAACCCAUUCACCGACCGUGGCUCACACGUAUCGGACAGCUCAUUGGCGCCAUUGAAGUCCCCUACCAAGGGCUUCAACAGUUCCCGCUUAUCCAAACUUUUCAACUCAGGCUCCCGCGCUAAUCCAGACCCGAGCAAGCUGCGCUCGCCGCGUCUGGAUAUUCGCAAACUACCCAUAUCAUCACCAGUAGCCUCGCCAGCAAUAGCUACACCCCAAGCUUAUAUACCAGAAAAUCCACCCCUUUCACCGCGGAUUUACAACCCCGGUCCUCCUCCAGUGGUGCCAGGACAACAGUCGACCGGGCCGAUCAUGCCCGCCCCAGGGCGUGCCCGUGCACCGGCACCUCUGACGUUGGCUACACCUUCACCUUCGUCUUCUUUGCCUUUCCGUGAGGCGUACCCACCACAGAGUGCCCCGGCAACCAAAACUACCAUCUUGGAGCGGCCACUGAAGAACCGGGCCGGACCUCUCACAGGCAUGGCCACACCUUACAGCCCUUACAUGCCGUUUACCCCUGUGACGCCGUUUACUCCCGGGCGCACUGUGACCAAGCGACAGCGGAAGCGAGAGGAACGUGGAAACGGACUACAAGUACUGAACGAGGACGACCUGGUCCAGAAUGACGAUGCCAUCUGGGGGUAA